AUGUUUUUUAAUAAAGGAGAAUUUAAUCUUGAUAAUUUUAGUUGUCCUCUUGAUGAAUGUAGAAGAAAAUUAACUGAAAAAACGGCAUCUUUAUUUAUUGAAGACUUUUAAACACAAUAUGAUCAAUAUUUAAAAUAAGGUGUCAUAUUUGGAUAAAACCAGAAUGAGAGAAUGAUUUCUUGUUUUAAUAUCGAUUGUAAUUCAAAUUUUAUAAUAUGGAAGGAUGCAGAUACUUUUGUAUGUCCAAAUUGCAAAUUAUAGUAUUGCUUAAAAUGCAAGUUGAAGAAACAUGAUGGUUUAAAAUGUAUGCAAGCAUUAAGAUUGAACCAACUAUCUAAAACUAGAAUACUAUUUUUGGAUACAGUUAAACAAUCUAAAAUGCAAUAAAUUUGCCCACAUUGUCUCAUAGUUGUAGAAAAGACUGGAGGUUGUAAUUUUAUGACAUGUAAAUCGAAAACUUGUAAAUCCAAAAAAUACUUCUGUUUCAGAUGUGGAGAACCCUUAAAACAAUGUGAAUCAGCUAGUCAUUUUUAUAAUGGGAAUUCUUUUGAUGGAUAAUGCAAUCUAAAAUUAAAUGGAAAAUGGGUUGAAGUAGAUAAAUUGCCUGAAAAUGCUAUUCCUUGUCCUAUUUGUUUAAAUGUGAACCCAUUAAAAAGUAAAAUAGAAGGCAAUUUAUUAAUAUGUAAUAGUGAAAAGUGCUCUGAUAAAAUAUAUUGUCAUUGUUGUAAAAUUCAACUAAAUAACAAAAAUAUUUUAGAUCAUCUAGAACCUCACAAUAAAAUAAUAAAAACUUCCAUUUGGAAUCCCAUUAAGAAAUUUUUCUCUAAGUGA
Molecule: messenger RNA, 831 nt
Organism: Paramecium tetraurelia
Lineage: Eukaryota; Ciliophora; Oligohymenophorea; Peniculida; Parameciidae
Exons: 2
Biological process (GO): protein polyubiquitination; ubiquitin-dependent protein catabolic process; positive regulation of proteasomal ubiquitin-dependent protein catabolic process
Cellular component (GO): ubiquitin ligase complex; cytoplasm
Molecular function (GO): ubiquitin conjugating enzyme binding; ubiquitin protein ligase activity; zinc ion binding
Source: RefSeq, a predicted model, not a curated record